AUGGAGCCCCAACUUCAGCAGCUGAUGGGCAGUGAAUCAGCCACAUUUCGGGGCAUCCAAGGGGCGGCCAUGGAAGCCAUCCAACAGGGCCAAAGUCCCAUUGUUGCCGUCAUGCCCACAGGCAGUGGCAAAAGCAUGUUGUUCAUGCUGCCGGCAUGGGUGGCGCCCCGGGGUACCACAAUUGUAGUAGUCCCAUUGAUUGCAUUACGGGGGGACUUGCAGCGGCGGUGUGCCAGACUGGGCAUUGUCUGUGUGGAGUGGGAGAGCCGCCAGCCCCCAGAUGAAGCUUCCAUUGUGCUGGUCACCCCCGAGUCAGCCAUCACCGAGGAUUUUAUGACAUUUUGGAACCGGCAGCGGCUGCAGCACCGAUUGGACCGGAUUGUGAUUGAUGAAUGCCAUGUGAUGCUGAACCGCCAGAAGGAUUUCCGGCCGGCCAUGGCCCAGCUUGGCCGGUUGACUGUGGCCCAAACCCAGAUGGUUUAUUUGACUGCCACAUUGCCACCAACCGAAGAACGCCAUUUGUUUGACCGGAUGCGGUCCACACCCGAAGCAGUACAGCUAUGCCGAGCCUGCACAUGUCGGACCAAUGUGGCAUACCAGGUUUUCCAGCCCGAGGUUGAUCACCCAUGCCAGGCUUCAUACCAGUGGGUAGAAGCCCCGGAGGUGAUCACAUUCAUUCAUAGCCGCGUCCAGCGGGCUCGGCCAGGCAAGGUGAUCAUAUAUGGUCCCACCAUCCCCGUGGUGCUCCAGAUGGCUGAAUUACUUGAAUGCGAGGCAUAUCAUAGCAAGCAGGUUGACAAGGCCGGUGUUAUGGGCCGGUUUCAAAGUGGCAAUAUCAAUGUGAUAGCAGCCACCUCGGCACUGGGAAUGGGAGUUGAUAUCCCCGACAUCCAGUGUAUCAUGCAUGUUGGGCAGCCCCGUACACUGCUGGACUAUGCCCAGGAGAGCGGCCGUGCUGGUCGAGAUGGGCAAGGCAGUGAGGCUGUCAUCAUCCAACCUGCUGGGAUCGACCCCCCCAAAUGGCAAGCGGAGGGACUCCAACCCCAGGAGAUGGCCCAAGUGGAGCAUUAUCUGGAUCCUGGAGAUGAUGGCUGCCGGAGGGCUGUACUGGACCAUUAUUUGGAUGGUACCGUGAACGGCUACAGGCGGAAUCAAUGUGGAGACUGGGAUGCACCAGGGGCUGAAGAGCAGCGAUGUGAUUGCUGUGAUGGUGGCUGGCUGGCCCAUGAGGCCAUGGCCAGUGAGCCAGGCAGGAUCCAUAGCAAUACACCUGCC
Aspergillus ruber CBS 135680 is the source of this 1275-nucleotide messenger RNA. RefSeq names its product P-loop containing nucleoside triphosphate hydrolase protein. Lineage: Eukaryota; Fungi; Ascomycota; Eurotiomycetes; Eurotiales; Aspergillaceae. The annotation marks the transcript as partial. Gene Ontology annotation, molecular function: ATP binding; 3'-5' DNA helicase activity; four-way junction helicase activity. Gene Ontology annotation, biological process: double-strand break repair via homologous recombination. The record is from RefSeq and is a predicted model, not a curated record. Gene Ontology annotation, cellular component: chromosome; cytoplasm. The transcript has a single exon.